GUGGUACUACUUCAGAGAUGAACACAUUCUUGGAUGAUCCAGAAUUUGCAAGUACUAUCUUAAAAGCAGAGCAAGCAAUAGAAUGUGGAGUUUUUCCAGAAAGAAUCUUUCAAGGUUCAAGUGGAAGUUACUUUGUAAAGGAUCCUAAGAGGAAAAUUGUUGGUGUUUUUAAACCCAAAUCAGAAGAGCCUUAUGGUCAACUGAAUCCCAAAUGGACCAAAUAUGUUCAUAAGGUCUUCUGCCCAUGCUGCUUUGGUAGAGGCUGCCUGCUUCCUAAUCAGGGAUACCUUUCUGAAGCGGGUGCCUUCCUUGUGGAUGAAAAGCUCCAUCUAGGCGUUGUGCCUAAAACAAGGGUGGUUUCCCUGGUCAGUGAGACAUUUAACUACAGUGCAAUUGACCGGGCAAAGUCAAGAGGCAAAAAGUAUGCUUUAGAGAAAGUGCCAAAAGUAGGUAGAAAAUUUCAUCGGAUAGGACUUCCUCCUAAGAUUGGUUCCUUUCAGUUAUUUGUUGAAGGUUACAAGGAGGCUGAAUAUUGGCUUAGGAAAUUUGAAGCUGAUCCUUUGCCUGAGAACACUAGAAAACAGUUUCAGUCACAGUUUGAAAGAUUAGUUGUUUUGGAUUACAUCAUCAGAAAUACAGACAGAGGAAAUGAUAAUUGGUUAAUCAAAUAUGAAAAGCAGAAUCGUAAAAAAGCCAUUGACAGUAAGGAAACAAAACAGACUGCUGAUAAAGAAUGUCUUAUUAAAAUAGCUGCAAUUGAUAAUGGUCUCGCAUUUCCUUUUAAACAUCCUGAUGAGUGGAGAGCAUAUCCCUUUCAUUGGGCUUGGCUUCCUCAAGCAAAAAUUCCUUUUUCUGAAGAAACAAGAAACGCAAUUCUACCUUUCAUUUCUGACAUGAAUUUUGUACAAGAUUUAUGUGAAGAUCUUUAUGAACUUUUUAAGACUGAUAAAGGUUUUGACAAGGCCACCUUUGAAAGUCAGAUGUCUGUGAUGAGGGGUCAGAUCUUAAACCUUACUCAGGCGCUGAAAGAUGGGAAGAGUCCUGUUCAGCUAGUGCAGAUGCCAUGUGUGAUUGUGGAACGAAGUCAAGGUGGAGGGCAGGGUCGGAUUGUCCACCUCAGCAAUUCGUUUACUCAGACUGUUCAUUGCAGGAAGCCCUUUUUUUCCUCCUGGUAGCAGAUGUAAGAGUGAGAAACACAAACUGUUGUCUGCGAGUUGGCACAAUUUUGUCAAACCCAUAUGGUAAUAGAAACCUGCUGUUGACAGAGCCCCAGUUGCCAAAACCUCAAAGAAUUGAAGUCUUUAAAAGGUUAUAUUUUGAAUGUAAUCAGAAGUUUACAGUCUUUUUGUGUCCAAAUAUUAAAUUUCUAUUUCAGGGAAGAAGUGAUGUAUCUCCUAUACUGCAUUUUUGUAGAAAAAAAUUGUAUUUUAUGUUGUUGAUGUUAUUUUAAAAGGUAAUUUUGUAGUUUACACAUGCUGGAAUGACUGUAAUUACUUUAGAAUUCCAAGUAGAAAAAUAA
This is a messenger RNA of Orycteropus afer afer, 1519 nucleotides long. It is a transcript of the gene PI4K2B, whose product is annotated as phosphatidylinositol 4-kinase type 2 beta. Lineage: Eukaryota; Metazoa; Chordata; Mammalia; Tubulidentata; Orycteropodidae. Gene Ontology annotation, biological process: endosome organization; phosphatidylinositol phosphate biosynthetic process; Golgi organization. Gene Ontology annotation, cellular component: lysosomal membrane; endosome; plasma membrane. Gene Ontology annotation, molecular function: 1-phosphatidylinositol 4-kinase activity. The record is from RefSeq and is a predicted model, not a curated record.